UUUCCAAAAAGAAAAUUAAAAAAAAAAAGAAUAAAUUCUUCCCCUUUUUCCUCUUCUAUUCUCCUCGUCCAAAAACCCUAAUUUUUCAAAUUCAAAACCUGGAAAUUUCAAUCUAUUUCUUCAAAUAAAUAAGCAAAAAAUACAAUCACAUCAAAGUGAUAAUGAGAGGAACGAAACGUUUUGCUGUUUCUGAUUCAAAUCCUAUCUUCAAUCCCAACGACUCUUUUAUGCAGAGCAAGAGAGUAAUAAUGGGGUCACCGUUUGAUGCACAGAGGUCAGAGACGUCAAUUCAGCCGAAGCAGCUGCCGCCAUUGGAUAUUCAGAGGGCUGAAUCAUCAAGACAGCAUGUGAGAGCUCUUAAUACCCAAUUUGCAAGCUGGGUACAAGCUCAGUUGCAAGACCAUCCGGAUGAGCUGUGGGAAGAUGGCGUUCAGGACUAUCUAAACCAUGCAAAAAACGUUGUGGAGAAAUUUAGUGACGUAGUCAACUGGCUGAAAGCAAAUGCUGGAAAAGGUGAGAGUUUAUCAGAAUUGGGUUCUAAUGAUGCUCAAAAGAAACCUAGUUUUGAAAUUGAAAGCAAGGACAACAAUAAUAAGUUAUUACUGGACAAACCCAUGUUUCCUCCUGCUGCCACAACAACAAACUUUGGAAGUUCGUGGAGCUCAGGACUGCUCUUUAGCAAUAACAAGCCUUUCACUUUUGGAGGAAGCCAAGUUUCAGUUCCUGAAAAUCAAAAUUCAGUUCUCCCGGACCAUGAUGCUUCAAAUGAUGGAGAUGCUGAAGAAGAUGCCGAGCAGCCGAACAGCCCUUCUGUGAAAAAGAGCGAAGAGAAGGGAAUUAAUGUUGUACAUGAGGUCAAAUGCAAACUUUAUGUGAAGUCCAGUGAUCCAGCAGACAAAGAUGCUUGGAAAGACAAAGGCACGGGUCAACUUUGUAUCAAAUGUAAGGAAGGCGUGAGCAAGGGGACCAGAGAAUCUAAGCCAACAAUCGUUAUACGAAAUGAUGUCGGGAGAGUGUUGCUCAAUGCAUUGUUAUAUCCAGGCAUCAAGACAAACAUGCAAAAGAAUGCAGUUGUUGCAAUAUUUCAUACGAGUGAUGGCGAUAGCAACAAUGAAGUUGCUGCACGGACUUUCUUGAUGAGAACUAAGACUGAGGAUGAUCGGAAUAAAUUGGCAGCUAUCAUACAGGAAUACGCCCCUAGUGCCUGAGUGUUGUUUUCGAUGGCUAUUUUGUUGUGUUGUACUGCUUGGACGCGCAAACUAGGAAUUGUUCAUGAAAAUCAUCGUGUUUUUCCCAGGUUUAAGGAGGUUGAUCUUUAUAAGAAGAGAGCCUUUCUUUUAUAAUAUGAGGAAUACCUUGAUGUACUAUAAGACAAUGUGAGAAAAUGAUAUUUUUUCCUCCCGAGUUUCAACUAUUUACAA
Messenger RNA from Olea europaea var. sylvestris, 1421 nucleotides. RefSeq lists its product as uncharacterized. Gene Ontology annotation, biological process: intracellular transport. Bases 162 to 1208 code for a protein of 348 amino acids. Lineage: Eukaryota; Viridiplantae; Streptophyta; Magnoliopsida; Lamiales; Oleaceae. The transcript is spliced from 9 exons. The record is from RefSeq and is a predicted model, not a curated record.